This is a messenger RNA of Strongylus vulgaris, 138 nucleotides long. The record is from the annotation of a GenBank genome assembly. Lineage: Eukaryota; Metazoa; Nematoda; Chromadorea; Rhabditida; Strongylidae.
AUGGUUCUGGAUCCAGACGGCGAUGUAUUGUAUGUGAGCGAAACAAUCAGCAUAUACCUUGGUCUUUCUCAGGUUGAUAUGACUGGCAACUCUAUCUCUGAGUACAUUCAUCCGGAAGACUGGUUGCAGUUCCAUUCG